Aspergillus ochraceoroseus IBT 24754 is the source of this 1100-nucleotide messenger RNA. Its product is annotated as MARVEL domain-containing protein. The transcript has a single exon. The coding region runs from base 112 to 819 and encodes 235 amino acids. NCBI's taxonomy places the organism in Eukaryota, Fungi, Ascomycota, Eurotiomycetes, Eurotiales, Aspergillaceae. The record is from RefSeq and is a predicted model, not a curated record.
CUGGUUGUCUUUCAUUAACAAUAUCUACUCCUCUCCUCUCCUCUCCUGCUACUACUACUACUACUACUACCCUCAGAACGAACAAGAAUAGUGCACUACCUCAGUAGCAUCAUGGAUACAAGCAACCACUAUAUCCCGUCAGCCACGGCUCCAGAGAAGAAGCGCUGGAUCGAUUCCCGCAUUUUCCAUCUCAUCCCCCGCGCCCUCCAGUUCCUCUUCGCCGUCGUCGUGGCCGCACUAUACGGAAUCGACCUGGCCCACGCAACCAAAACCCAAGCCCACGCCGAAGCCCCCUGGAUCUACGCGGAAUUCCUCGCCUGCGUGUCGGGACUCACCUGCACAAUCCACAUCCUCGCCACGGCCAUCGUCUCCGCCCCCAAGCCCGCGUGGGAUCUAUUCGACGCCGUGGUCUUCAUCCUCUGGCUGGCCCAGGUAGGCGUCUUCGGCACAAUCUACUGCGCUCCUUUGACGGCCAUUCCACCGGAGUACGAAACGGCUACGCUGUCGAUCUCCCGCAUGCGCGCCGGCGUUUGGAUUAGCUUGGUGAAUAUGCUGCUGUGGCUUCUGACGACUGUCCUCGGGGUUGCGGGAUGCAUCCGUGCUUGUUCUUCUUCGCGCAGGUCGCGUCGUCGGGAUGCGAGCCGGGGGGGGGACGACACCUGCGAUGAGAUGGAAGUGGGCAGUCGUAUCCAGAAGGAUGUGGAUGAUCGGUUGAGCUGGGCCGAUGCGGAGAAGCAGAUCAUGGAGCAUUGUUCGGAUCAGCCGCCGGAGUAUAGAGAAAAGGAUGUCGCGGAUAUGUGGCCUGUCGAGAAGAAAUAAAGCAGAUCCUCCCCUUUCCUUCUCUCUCCUCUCUCUCCUCUCUCUCCGCCUCCCCCCGGCCCGGGUUCUCGGGUUUAGGUUUGGGUUUGGACCUUGGACCGAACUGUGGAGAUAAAAAGAAGGAGGGAGGAAACAGGGCAUCUCUGAGAGGAAGGGAAGUCUUGAUAUAUGAUGGAUGAAUAACGUAAACACACUCAUGAUAGCUGGCUAUGAAGUGAUCUCCUUUUUCCAUAUGAUCUUACCCCCCCGGCAACCCUGAAAUCGAACCCAUAACCCCCCCC